Molecule: messenger RNA, 300 nt
Organism: Nipponia nippon (crested ibis)
Lineage: Eukaryota; Metazoa; Chordata; Aves; Pelecaniformes; Threskiornithidae
Source: RefSeq, a predicted model, not a curated record
AUGGCGGGUUUUGUGGGUCCUCAAAAGGAGCGGAGUUCACCCUGCCUGGGUGUGGGACGGGGCUCAAGACGGGUUCACCCCUCCGGCCCGGGGCUCGCCACUCCGGAUCCUUUAACCACGGUCCGUGAGCACUGCGAGCAGACGGAGAAAUGCGUGAAGGCGCGGGAGCGGCUGGAGCUGUGCGACGCGCGGGUGUCCUCCAGGUCCCAGACGGAGGAGCAGUGCACAGAGGAGCUUUUUGACUUCCUGCAUGCCAGGGACCACUGCGUUGCUCACAAACUCUUUAAGAACCUGAAGUGA